Plectropomus leopardus (leopard coralgrouper) is the source of this 4852-nucleotide messenger RNA. The record is from RefSeq and is a predicted model, not a curated record. Lineage: Eukaryota; Metazoa; Chordata; Actinopteri; Perciformes; Serranidae.
AGCAGAGAGGAGCAGGUUUCGGCUUACAGCGCAUACCACACUAACAACACCGAAAUACACCAAAAAUACAGGCGGACUGGCCGUCCGGAACUUCACAGGACUUCCCCGUCAACUGAACCCAACUCGGGAUCUGGUCGGAGGACACUAACGGCGGCAGAUUGUGGAUUGUAAAAAGGAGUUUUUUGCCUCGUAAUGUGGGAAUGCUUUCUCCUCUUUUCCGUGGUAUGUGGAUCUGGGAGCGACCAUGUUAUUAGGAAGGUGAUAAAAGGAGAAGCCGGCUGUUCUAUCCCAGCUUAAAGAAGACCCAGGAUAGAAACUGAGAGGGAUACAUUGAGUUGGAGGGGGGAUCACCACUACCAAGGGCAAAUCAGGAUGAAUGUGCCUCUGUACCACUGACGAGCAGAACUGGAAUGAUAUCUUGACCCUUUUUUCCCUGGAAGUGACCAAGUUAGCGAUGAGCGGGGGGAUAUAAUGGCCAAGAACAAGGAUGCCCGGCCCCCGACAUUCGCUGUCAGUGUGGUUGGCCUCUCGGGGACGGAGAAAGAGAAGGGAAACUGUGGCGUUGGCAAGUCCUGCCUAUGCAACCGAUAUAUUCGUCCGAAUGCGGACAGCUACUACUCUGAGCACACCUCAGUGCUGAGCACAAUAGACUUUGGGGGACGUGUGGUUAACAAUGACCACUUCCUGUACUGGGGGGAGGUGUCCCAUCGAGGGGACGAUGGGUUGGACUGUAAAAUACAAGUCAUCGAACAAACAGAGUUCAUUGACGACCAGACGUUUCUUCCGCAUCGGAGUACGAACCUGCAGCCGUACACCAAACGGGCAGCAGCAACCAAGCUUCAGUCAGCGGAGAAGCUUAUGUACAUCUGCACGGACCAGCUGGGCUUGGAGCAGGACUUUGACCAGAAGCAGAUGCCUGAUGGAAAGCUAAACAUCGACGGCUUUGUGCUCUGUAUCGACGUUAGCAAGGGUUGCAACAGGAAGUUUGAUGACCAAAUGAAGUUUGUCAACAGCCUCUACUCCCAAAUUGUCAAGUCAAAGAAGCCCAUCGUCGUCGCUGCCACAAAAUGUGAUGAGUGUGUGGACCAGCACCUGAGGGACCUGCAGGCCUUUGUUGCCAGCAAGAAGAACCUGCUGCUAAUUGAGACGUCAGCACGCUCCAACGUCAACACAGAGCUCUGCUUCAACACGCUUAUCCAGCAGCUGGAUAAAGCAAGGGGGAAGCCAAAAACUGUGCCAUACCUGGAGGCCUAUAAAGUCCAACGGCAGCAUGUUGCCUCAGUAACAGAUAGAUUUGAGAAACUAAUGGUGCACACGGUGAGAGAUUACCACACCACAUGGAAAACGGUAAUCAACAAUAUGAAGGGCCAACCCGACUAUGACGAGUUCAUCACCUUGGAAGGCUCCAGGAAAGCACGCAACAUGUUCACAAAGCACAUUGCACAACUGAAGCAGGAGCACAUUAAGAGGAGGAGGGACGAGUACCUGACAACACUACCGAAAACCCUUAACAACCUCCUCAAUAACCUAGAGGAGGUUGAACACCUUUCAUGGCCUGAGGCGCAGAGUGUGAUCCGCAACCGGCCUGAUUUCCAAUACUGGUUUGUGGUUCUGGAACAAACGCCGUGGGAUGAGACGGACCACAUCGACAUCAGUGACCGCAGGAUACCUUUUGACCUCCUGGACACACCCGACGGCGAGAGAAUUUACCAUAACCACGUGCAGCACUUGCUGUCUGAGAAGAGACGGGUGGAGAUGAAAGAGAGGUUCAAGAAGACGCUGGAGAGGGUUCAUUUUAUCAGCGCGGGGCAGCCUUGGGAGGAAGUCAUGUGCUUUGUCAUGGAAGACGAGGCCUACAAGUACAUCACGGAAUCAGAUAGAAGGGAUGUUUAUUGUAGACACCAGCAGGAAAUAGUUGAAAGGGCCAAAGAGGAUUUUCAGGAAAUGCUUUUUGAGCAUGCCGAGCUAUUCUACGACUUGGAUCUGAAUGCCACCCCCAGCUGUGACAAGAUGAGCGAAAUUCACAGUGUGCUGAAUGAGGAGCCCAGAUACAGAGCAUUGCAGAAACUUGCCCCAGAUAGAGAGUCCCUCCUCCUCAAACACAUUGGGUUUGUUUACCAUCCCACCAAGGAGACAUGCCUGAGUGGGCAGAACUGUGUGGAUCUGAAAGUGGAGCAGGUUUUAGCAAACAGGCUGGUGCAGCUCGACCAUGGACGCUCUAAUCUCUACUAUAACAGUGCCAACAUCGAUAAGAUCAACCUCUGCCUCCUGGGAAGGGAGGGUCUCUCACAGGAACUAGCCAAUGAGAUCAGAGCUCAGUCCACAGAUGAUGAGUACACCCUGGAUGGCAAAAUUUAUGAACUCGAGCUUCUUCCAGUGGAUGUCAACUCCACACUGCUCUUCAGCCAUACGUGGGUCACCACUUUCAAGCCACAUGGCUGCUUUUGUGUGUUUAACUCCAUAGAGUCUCUAAACUGUAUUGGAGAUUGCAUAGGCAGGAUCAGAGCAGAGAUAGCACAGAGUAGGAGAGAUAGGUUUGCUCAGCCGCUGCCGUUUAUUCUAAUCCUGGCUAAUCAGAGGGACAGUGUUUGCAAAAACAUACCUAUCCUGAGGCACCAGGGCCAACAGCUGGCAAACAAGUUGCAGUGCACCUUUGUCGACAUCCCCUCCGGAGCCUUUCCACGCAAAUUCACUGAGUUCCAAAUUAAGCAGGGUCUCCGAGCAGUGCUGGAGGGGCUGAAGCACAACUUUGAUGUCUUGGCCCCACUGCCCUCUAUCAAAGACAUGUCAGAGACGGACCUCAGGAUAGUCAUGUGCGCCAUGUGCUGGGAUCCUUUUAGCGUUGACCUCAUCCUCUCGCCUUUCUUGGACUCACAUUGUUGUAGCGCGGGGCAGCCAGGCCAGAGCAACACACUGAUACUGGACAAGAUCAUUGGGGACACCAGGAGGAGGAUCCAGGUCACAGUCCUGUCCUACCACACAGCUAUUGGUGUCCGCAAAGAUGAGCUAGUGCAUGGCUACAUUUUGGUAUACUCCGCCAAACGCAAGGCCUCUAUGGCAACCCUGCGGGCGUUCUUGGCUGAAGUCCAGGAUGUUAUCCCUGUCCAGAUGGUGGCGAUUACAGACAGUCAGGCAGACUUCUUUGAGAAUGAUGCCAUCAAGGAGUUGAUGACGGAGGGAGAGCACAUUGCCACAGAGAUUGCUGCCAAGUUCACAGCUCUCUACUCGCUGUCGCAGUAUCAUCGGCAGACAGAGGUUUUUACACCCUUUUUCAAUGAAGUGCUGGAGAAAAAGCCGAAUAUUGAGAGCUCCUUCCUGUUUGACAGCUCAUCACGGGAGUGCACCACUGGUGCCAGUGAAGACGUCUUCCCCACCUCGCCCCAUAGCCAUUCCCCGGCCUACAACACCUAUUACCCAGAAUCAGAUGAUGAUAACGAGGCUCCCCCACCUUACAGUCCAAUAGGUGAUGACGUUCAGCUUCUUCCCACACCAAGUGAGCGGGCAAAGUACCGCAUCGACCUCGAAGGCAAUGAGUAUCCUGUCCAUAGCACGCCUGUUGGAGACCAUGAACGCAACCACAAAGUGCCUCCACCUGUCCGCCCCAAACCAGUGCUCCCCAAACCAAAUGUCAAAAAGCUGGACCCCAACCUGCUCAAAACCAUCGAGGCUGGUAUGCGAAGCAACCGUAGGAUGCCACGUGGCCCAAUGACGCACAGCGAGGACGUGGAGGCGUCCGACAACUAUGCAGACCCUGUGGACACCUUGCUAAGGUCCAGGGGUUUCCACAACGACGACAUAUAUGCCGUGCCCGAUGACACACAUAGCCGUCUGGUCAAAAUACGAAACUCCUUUGGCGGGUUGCAUGGCCACCAUGGAGGAGGAGAGGAGGAGAAUGGAUUUGACAGGAAGUCUCAGGCUGGACGGCGGCCUUCAAAAUACAAACAUCGUUCUAAAAUCCUGUUCAGCAAGACGAAGGCCUACCAAAGACGAUUCCACUCAGACAGCGAUGGGGAGGAGUCGGGCCCUGCCACGCAGAAAAAGAAAAAGGGAAGAGCCCACAGGGGCAGCGAGGAGGACCCACUACUCUCCCCUGCCGAUCCCUGGAAGGGCGGGAUAGAUAACCCCGCCAUCACCUCGGACCCGGAGCAGGAGGACAAGAAGAUGAAGAAGAAGAAGACGCCCAAGACGCCAAAGGAACCGAAGAAGCCGAGAUCUUCAAAGCCCCCCAAGCCUCUGUACCCCCCCACCCGCAGAACCUGGGAGAGCAACUACUUUGGCGUCCCCCUGCAAAACUUGGUGACCUCAGACCGACCCAUCCCACUCUUCAUAGACAAAUGUGUUGACUACAUCGAGCGCACAGGUCUGACGACAGAAGGUCUGUAUCGAGUCAGCGGGAACAAGACGGACCAGGACAACAUCCAGAAACAGUUUGAUCAAGAUCACAGUAUCGACUUUGUGGUGAUGGACGUGGCGGUGAACGCUGCGGCCGGAGCACUGAAGGCUUUCUUCGCCGACCUGCCCGAGCCGCUGAUCCCCUACAACCUGCACCCGGAGCUGGUGGAGGCUGCGAGUAAGAAUAAACACACAAAUAAACAACAUCUAUCGAGGAAAACACCUGAACCAUAAUUAAUCAGUUAGUGAAAACAAAUAAUCACAGCAGGACGAGAAUAGAAGAAUCCUUGUUAAUCCGCUGAAACUGAGGCAGUAACACAGAAAAUAUACUUUUUAACUUUUAUGAGACCAUUUGAAGCACUGAGACAUUAACUUUGUUACAAAUCUGAUCAGUUAAACAGCGAAAUAAUGAAAACCAGAUCUAGAUAACGUGUACUUCCACCCUGCUGUCUUUUGUAAC